UUUACACUAUCGCAAGGAGGUACAUGUUAACGAAUGGAAGAUUCAAUCAGAUGCUUGAACAUAUGGCAGAUUUAAUCAGAAUGUGAUUGAAUCUUCCAUGUUUUAACAUGUACCUCCUUGCAACAAUGUAAACCCUAGUAGAAUCAAGGUAUCCUCACCCUCAAGAGUAGUAUGCCGUGUAAACGGUGCUUGGAUAUUUACCACAUUUGAGGAUCUGCUCGCUAAGAAACAUGUACACAUAUUCACUUGUUUUGUUUGCCGUUCUUCCUCUCUUUGUCAAUUCUAAUAAAGUUAUUGGGGAUUCUUAUCACGGUAUUGUGGAUUCCAUUGUAGAAACGAGUUGCAGUGGCUGUUACUACAGCAAACAAUGCAUAUGUGAUAAUCAAACCGUCAUUCUUAGAACAGAAUAUGAUUGCAGACUGAUAGAAUGCAAAAGCAAAAAGAUAGAGACUAAUAGAUUAUUUUGUAAAGACUCCCGAGGAAAUUGUAUGGUUCAUGGCCAGCAGUUGCUUGGUGUUUAUCACAAUCUGUGUGUGACACUGUUCUGUAGCGUAUAUGGUAGUGUGGCCACACUCAGUAUGCGAUUUAAUUUAGUUUGUAUGCCAGAACAUGUUAUGAUGGAUAUCCUGAAGUUUUACUAUCCUCCUUUCCAUCGCUGCUGAAUGGAAACAGCAAAUACUGAUGCAUUAUUUUGACAAUAAUAAAAUAAUGGUCAACGAAAUAUAAUGGCGUAUUUAAAGUUUGUACCAUAUAUUGACAUCAAA
Octopus bimaculoides (California two-spot octopus) is the source of this 764-nucleotide messenger RNA. RefSeq lists its product as uncharacterized. NCBI's taxonomy places the organism in Eukaryota, Metazoa, Mollusca, Cephalopoda, Octopoda, Octopodidae. The record is from RefSeq and is a predicted model, not a curated record.